AUUGAUUGAUUGAAAUUUUGGAUUUUGUUUCCUGAUUUUGCUCUUUGUUGUGUUUUUAUGACAUGGGUGUACCUUGUUGAUUCGUUGGGAUGUCCUCAAUAUCGUUGAAGCAAUGAGUUUGUCGGGAAUUUGUCGAUAUUCUACUGAUUCAGUGUUCACAUAUAGUUUUUCUUUGUCUGGAGUGUUCAGAUGUAGUUGAAUUAUGUAUUUUAUACUAAUUUUGGGGAAAAGUUAGGUUUUUGAAUUUUGAUAUUUUUUCUGCUCUGAAUGUGUGCAUAUCAUCAUGCGUUAGGCACUGUUUAAUGAAGUUUGAAAUAAAUCUAGAUUUUCUUUUCUAAGAGCUUGGUGCUAGUAGGAUAUGAGAAAUAUUUUUUUUCAGAGACGGUGUAAUUGUCACUAAGGUAGAAAUGUAAAUGGUAUUCAGUAGCAGGUACUGGAAGCAAGUUUAUUUAUGGAAAACUUAAUCAAAAGAGAGGAUAAGGGUCGGCCAUUGCCUAAAUUUGGUGAAUGGGACGUCAAUGAUCCUGCUUCAGCUGAGGGUUUUACUGUGAUUUUCAACAAAGCUAGGGAUGAGAAAAAGACAGGUGGCAAGCCCGAUUCACCAGCAAAGGUUGAUUCUCAUGCUAGGCCUGGAGUAAAUCCUGGCAAACCCCCAGCUAAAAAAUGGCUUUGCUGCUUUUGAAGUCCGGCAGAAUCAUGAUGAGGUCCUCCCCAUAUGAGAGCUUUCAAAGGAAUACUUCGGAAAUCCCCAGCACAUAUAAGUCUGGAGAAGGUAGAUAUUUAGGGCUGUGAUUACUGGAAUUUGUUUUCUUUGAUGACACACUGAGUUGUGUCUGGGGAUAGGAGCAAAAAACACCAUAUCAUUAUUGUAUCUAUAUGCUGAAUUUGUAUUCUCAGCGGCCAAGUUCUUGUUACUGGGCUUGUUAUAUGUUAUGUUUAUGUAAGUGUAUGGAUGGAUGAGAUUGUUUUGUGAAUUAUAAUACCAAUGCUUCUUUUUCA
Messenger RNA from Tripterygium wilfordii, 999 nucleotides. Its product is annotated as protein NOI4. NCBI's taxonomy places the organism in Eukaryota, Viridiplantae, Streptophyta, Magnoliopsida, Celastrales, Celastraceae. The coding region runs from base 452 to 682 and encodes 76 amino acids. The record is from RefSeq and is a predicted model, not a curated record. The transcript has 3 exons.